Molecule: messenger RNA, 1308 nt
Organism: Penicillium canariense
Lineage: Eukaryota; Fungi; Ascomycota; Eurotiomycetes; Eurotiales; Aspergillaceae
Product: NAD(P)/FAD-dependent oxidoreductase
Exons: 7
Coding region: 1-1308 (435 amino acids)
Molecular function (GO): flavin adenine dinucleotide binding; sarcosine oxidase activity; saccharopine oxidase activity
Source: RefSeq, a predicted model, not a curated record
AUGGCGAAUUUGCGGGCUAACACCAAGGUCGUCGUCGUUGGGGGAGGUGGGACGAUGGGCUCUUCAACCGCGCUGCACUUGGUACGGUCUGGGUACACUCCCUCAAACAUCACCGUUCUGGAUGUAUAUCCGAUUCCUUCCGCACAAUCUGCGGGUUAUGAUUUAAACAAGAUCAUGAGUAUUCGGUUGCGCAAUGCACCGGAUCUGCAACUGUCGCUGGAGGCACUCGAUAUGUGGAAGAACGAUCCGUUGUUCACGCCGUUCUUUCACAAUGUUGGCAUGAUGGACUGUUCGUCGUCGGAAGCGGGUAUUGCGAAUCUGCGACAGAAGCACCAAUCCCUCAUCAACGCCGGGCUCGGGAAGACAAAUGUCUGGUUGGAAAGCGAAGAUGAGAUCUUGGCGAAAGCACCGCAUUUCAGCCGUGAACAAGUCAAGGGCUGGAGAGCCGCAUUUUGCGAGGAUGGAGGCUGGCUGGCUGCAGCCAAGGCCAUCAAUGCGAUCGGACUCUUCUUGAACUCACAGGGUGUCAAGUUCGGGUUUGGCGGUGCCGGAACGUUCAAACGACCCAUUCUCUCCGCUGAUGGGACGGCAUGUCAUGGUGUUGAGACAGCAGAUGGAACGAAAUACUACGCCGACAAAGUGGUUUUGGCCGCCGGUGCAUGGAGUCCCACCCUGGUCGAUUUGGAGGACCAGUGUCUCUCGAAAGCCUGGGUCUUUGCUCAUAUUCAACUCACCCCCCAGGAAGUGGCCGAGUACAGGGACUCGCCUGUAGUAUAUGACGGGGAAUAUGGGUUCUUCUUCGAGCCCAACGAACAUGGCGUGAUCAAAGUGUGCGACGAGUUCCCCGGAUUCUCUCGCUUCAAGCAACACCAACCCUACGGUGCCACCUCUCCCAAACUCAUCUCCGUGCCCCGAUCACACGCCAAGCAUACUACAGAUACUUACCCAGACGCAUCUGAAGACACAAUCCGGAAAGCGAUCGCAAGAUUCAUGCCUCGCUUCAUGGACAAGGAGCUUUUCAACCGCUCUAUGUGCUGGUGCACGGACACUGCGGACGCCAAUCUACUAAUAUGCGAGCACCCCAAGUGGAAGAACUUGAUCAUGGCCACUGGGGACAGUGGACACUCGUUCAAGCUUUUGCCAAAUAUUGGCAAACACGUUGUCGAGCUGAUCGAAGGCUCUUUGUCGGAGAACUUGGCGCAUGCGUGGCGGUGGAGACCAGGGGGCGAUGCUCUUAGGUCCAUACGCGCUGGUCCAGCAAAGGACCUUGCUGACAUGCCUGGCUGGCAACAUGAUGCAAAGCUAUGA